Molecule: messenger RNA, 4363 nt
Organism: Haplochromis burtoni (Burton's mouthbrooder)
Lineage: Eukaryota; Metazoa; Chordata; Actinopteri; Cichliformes; Cichlidae
Gene: nab2
Product: NGFI-A binding protein 2 (EGR1 binding protein 2)
Exons: 7
Coding region: 1366-2874 (502 amino acids)
Biological process (GO): negative regulation of DNA-templated transcription
Cellular component (GO): nucleus
Molecular function (GO): transcription coregulator activity; transcription factor binding
Source: RefSeq, a predicted model, not a curated record
AACCCAGCAACCCCGCGCCGAGGUGUUUUUACGUGAGUUUUUAGUUCAUAGUAGCCUGCUAAUCAAAUUCGGGGGAAAAUGGAUAACACAUUUUCCUUAAUACUAAGAUUUGUUAGAAGCCCACGCUUAAUGACCACGAUGCUUCGGUCUGGCUUAUUUUUCAAACUCCAUCUUGUGCUCACAGUAAAAGGGUAAUUGGGUUGUUAUUUGUAACAUAUGAAUAAAUCCCUUAUUUCUAAAGUGCGUGGUGUAGAUGUACCUAAAGGCCACUUAAAACUGCAAAUGGAUAGGCACACAAUACAUAUCUUACAGGCCAUCACUGUACAAUAGAACAAUCACAUAAAAUGUGGCAAAAAAAAAAGGAUUGGAGAUGCUGGUGUUGGACUUUGAACUUCUUUGGAGAUACUGUUAGUGAAUUUAAAGCCACGGUUUGGUGACUUGGUCCUUUACUCUUUCAAACAAAACAAAACAAAAUGCAAUACUAGCAUUUAAAAACUGCUGGAGCUUCACCCACUCUACCACCUCCUACAUAAAAUGGGGGGAAAUAACAGAACUGGUCUUCAGUAAAAAUCCACAUCUGUCACGUCAGUUUAUUAUCUAUAGAGGUUUGUAUAGUGUAUAGCUGGCUGCUUGUUUUGGGAGUCUCUGACAUAGUAAAACGGUGGGAACCCCCUAAAGCUUCUGCAUAAAGGACUAAUCUUGAAGACGCAGAGGGUUAAUUUCAAGCCCCCACCACCACCACCCACAUCUCCAAUUUGAAAGCCGCCUCUCUACCGGGAGAGGAAGGCUCUUUUUCGGUCAGAUGGCGUGCUGCAGUCCGCCCCCGUCAUUCUCCAGCCCACACAGACAGCAAAAAGGCAGCCAGCAACCAAUACGGUGCGCCGGAGGAGGAUUUCUGCCAGUGAUUUCAGACGAGGUAAGAUACGCAAAGGGGAUUUACUACGCCAAUCUGCGCCGAGGAAGCUGUCGGCAAUAGGUAAGACGUAUUGCUCUGGCAGAUCCGACCCGUGACAUCGGUGGCUGGAGCGACACCCUUGCUAAAUCACGCCGGUUUCCUCUUUACACAUCUGUAAACCUGACCUAAAGAAGGUAAGAAAAAAGCGAUUUAUGUGUAUUCAAAGAUUAAGUCAUGAAACAUAUAAUGAGUAGAUAGGAGCUUAUUCUGCCCCAAGGGAUGCUUAAACUUGCUUUUAACUCUUUAUCAGUUUUUAUUAUUUGACUAUAUUUGUAUUUUGUAUUCUGUAUAUACUAGGUGUGGUCCAGAUGCCAAAGUCUUUAUCUAAAUAAUUAACUUGUACAGGAUUUCUCCAUCUGCAGGUUCAUGUCUUUCCUUUCUCCUGCCUAAACUUUCCAGUGCUGUGUGCCAUGUCUCUGCCACGCACACUUGGUGAGUUGCAGCUGUAUCGGGUCCUCCAGAGGGCCAACCUGCUGGCCUACUAUGAAACCUUUAUCCAGCAGGGUGGUGACGAUGUCCAGCAGCUCUGCGAGGCAGCGGAGGAGGAGUUCCUGGAGAUCAUGGCACUAGUUGGCAUGGCCACCAAGCCACUGCAUGUGCGUAGGCUGCAAAAGGCCCUCCGAGACUGGGCGGCGAACCCUGCCCUUUUCAGCCAGCCUGUUGCUAAUGUUCCUCUUGGGGGCAUCCCGCUCUUUAAAGUUGAUGGCACUGGCACAAGUGGAUCAGCUGGCGGGCCCAGAAAGUCUGUGAGUAAUGGGCAGCCAGGAUCCCCCUGUGAGAGAGAGGAUCGGAUGUGCCUUACACCAAUGCACAGCGGGAGUCCAAGAAGCCCCUGUUCCCAGGCCUCUCCACAGCCCCCAGACACACACUACAGGGAAAAACUUUCUCCUAUGGAUCCACACUGGCUCAGCCCAGAGCAUGAUGGGAACUGCACUUUGGGUUCUGCACCUGGAACAGAAGAGGAGCCAUCCAGCCCACCUCUACUGUCAACAUGUCCUCCCGGUCCUUCCACGUCUCCGAGCCCCUCUGCAUCUUUCACCCCGGCAGCUCCGUCUGCCUGGCCCGGAGGACAGCUGGAUGGAGAGACAGCGAGGGCCGUGGUGGAGACUGUGGAGAGGCUCCUCACGACCCUGCCUAGGUCAGAUCCUGCAGAGGUGAAGACUUUGCUGAGGAUGAAUAAGAAGAUGGCAAAGACUGUGGGACACAUCUUCAGAAUGGGGUCCCAGGACGUGAACAAGGAAGAGGAGAUCCGGAAAUACAGUCUUAUUUAUGGGCGCUUUGACUCCAAGAGGAGGGAAGGCAAGCAACUCACACAUCAUGAGCUGAUCAUCAAUGAAGCUGCAGCCCAGUUCUGCAUGCGUGACAAUGCCCUUUUGCUGAGACGGGUGGAGCUCUUUUCUCUGGCUCGGCAGGUGGCGAGAAAAUGUGCCUACACCUCCACACUAAAGCAUGCAAGGACGAACCCGGACGAGAGCAGCCUUUUGCCCCAGAAGAGAGCGAGGCUCGAGGGAGUCGUGCCCGAGAGUGUGUCAUCACUCCUCGGAGUGGAGGGAUCCGAGAGUUUGACUCAGAGGGCAGAUGACGACAGCCUAUCUGCAGAAAGCCUGGACAGUGUAUCACAUGACAUGGGCUCCCAGUGCAACCAGUCUCCAUCUCCCCGUCCUCACACUGACACCUCCAACCCCGCCAGCUGGAGUCGCCACCUCAUACAGCAAACGCUCAUGGACGAAGGGCUGAGACUGGCUCGCAUGGUGUCACAUGACCGGGCGGGAAAGAUCAGCCUAGGUUCAGACGGAGCUCACGCCACAGGUGACAAUUCAAACCAUGACAUUAAAGUGGAGAGGCAGAGCUCGAUAGCAACGUGCAGGAGCAGUAGCCCUUGUGUCACCAAAGAUGACUCCAACCACCGAGGGAAAUGAAACCUUCAGGAGCUUAUCAGGGAACUCAAACGUUGCCCUGCCACUGAGCUCCAAUCAGAGACUUGUAAACAGGCCACGUUUACUUCACUGACAUCUGAUGGAGAGGAAGACUCUUACUGACUUCAAGCCAGUACAGGAAAUGUGAGAAAUUACCAGCAACUGAUAUUAUAAAUCUGCAGUGACUUCUGAAUCCUGAGGUUGUGAAUGAAGUUGAAAAUGUUUUUGAUUUUAUAUUCAGUGAAUACACAGGGAAGAGACUCCUUUUGUUGUUUUAUUUUUUAACACAUGGACAAAAUGUCCCACAGAUUUGAGCUGAUAUAAGAAAAAAAAUGCUCAAAAAAAGAACUGAAUUACUUUGUUGUGAUCAUUGCUGUGUGUUGGAUGUGCCACCUGCUUGAGACAAAACGGGCUCACCACAGCAGGGGGCACUGCAACUUUGGAAACGAAUCCUCCAGUUCCUCCGCACUGAGCGACUCGUUGUAGUUGUGUUUAGCAGAGGUACUUAAUAACACUUGCAGCAAGUUAGAGCAUAAAAGCAGUAGGAUUAACCCCCCCUGAAGCUCCUCACUCUCAGGAAACAGACGGAUGUUCUGGUGUUAAAGACAGAAUAUUUUUAAGAGAGACUUUGGGGGAACAUGUUUUCAUCCAGAUUGCAUGCAGGCAAACCCAGCUAUGAGGACGAGAUGCCUUUCGUCUUUUGCUGCAUCAGCUUACAUCCCAUCAGAUUUAAAAAACAAACAAAAAAUAAAAACACACCUCGCUCACAACUUUCUCUUGCACACAUGGUUGAAGUGAUGAUGGUGCAACAUUUCGUCCUCUUUCGUUAUGUGAAAGUGUACACAGAGCACUGUUUCUAAGCUGCGUGGCAUGAAACAGGAGCAGUGUAGACUGUGAAAUCAGCUUUCAGGGUUGGUUACAGCGUCUCGCUCGAGGUUCCUUCAGCGGGGGGAAGAAUUCGGCUUUGAGCUCAGCUACUCCUCUCUGUCAUCUGCAGUUUAAUCUCGUGCACUAAAGGCACCAUUGUAUAGCCUUUGAAAAACCUACAUUCAAAACUAAGUUGUAAGAUUUAUAAUUUUUUUAUGGAUUGGAUUUUUUUUGUAGGUGUACUGGAAACACACUAUGGCAGUUUGUCUUUGGGAUGAUAUUUUUUGUAGUCAUAGAUUAACGAGGUGAACCGUAUGUCAGUUCUUCUGUGAUCUGAGGCACAUACCUAAUCUCACAUUAGGAGAAUUAAAACACAGGCAAGAAUUUACGGAGAGAAAUCUACUGGAGCUUGAGCAUCUCGUACAAGCGAAAUCAACCUCUGGGCCCCACGCAGGGUGUUAAAAUGUGUAACAGUCUUAUGAUUUUGUAUUCUAAUCUCAGAGUAGAGGGAGGCCGCUGUGCAUCAUUACACCUGCUCGUCUCUUCAGCAUUAGUAACCUCCUCAGUUCAUUGUUGCAAACAGAUUAUUUAUUUUGUUAGAUCUCAAUAAAUGUUAUUUUACUGA